Messenger RNA from Habropoda laboriosa, 2065 nucleotides. RefSeq names its product alkaline phosphatase 4-like. The record is from RefSeq and is a predicted model, not a curated record. Gene Ontology annotation, biological process: dephosphorylation. Lineage: Eukaryota; Metazoa; Arthropoda; Insecta; Hymenoptera; Apidae. Gene Ontology annotation, molecular function: alkaline phosphatase activity.
AUUGGCGUUAAUACGGGACCACGAUCCGGUUCGCUAAUAAAACAACCGCCGGGUAACGAUCCAAGUGAAAAACGAUACACGGUUUUCGAAUCGCUCGGUCGACCUCGUGGCUGUCAUCCCUCCGCGAUCCUUCCUUCGCGUCGAGCGCCGUCCAAGGAUGAUCCGACUCGAAACACGUGCCGCCUGCUGACGACGAUACACAUACUCUGUGUAGUCCAUAGAACGAGAGAUCUACCACCAACGACCAACCUCUGCCAUCGCAUACCACCAACGGAAGAACAUCUGUCCCGUCUACCAUGAUCUAUUCACGCAUCGAGCCAUUUCGAUCUAUACGUUCGACGAACAUCAAACAGCUCGCACUGUUUUGCUCUCUAUUCGGAUUUCUCGAGCUGUCCAACGCUUUGCCACGAGGCGCGACCAAUUACGAAGACAUGUCCUUCUGGCUGCGAUCCGGUCAAAAGAAUCUACUGAGAAAUCUGGCUUAUCGAAACAACGAGAAUCGCGCGAAGAAUAUUAUUAUCUUCAUCGGAGAUGGCAUGGGAAUAUCGACGAUCACGGCCGGUCGUAUAUACAAAGGACAGAUGAAGGGUACCGCCGGUGAGGAAUACAAAUUGGCUUUCGAAAAAUUCCCCCUCUUCUACGUGACGUACAACACCGACAAGCAAGUGCCCGAUUCCGCCGGAACAGCCACCGCGAUAUUUUCCGGCGUGAAGUGUCGUUUCAAGGUUAUCGGAUUGGACACCAAAGCUUCCUACAAUCAUUGCGACCAAGGCAUCGAUCAAGCGAGCAAAGUGACCACGAUCGCCGAUUGGGCGCAACAGACUGGCAUGGACACCGGAUUCGUAACGACCACCCGGAUCACGCAUGCCACUCCGGCCGGAUUGUACGCUCAUACCAACAAUCGCGAUUGGGAAUGCGAUACCUCGAUACCGAACCGAUACAAAGGUUGCGUAAAGGAUAUAGCCAGACAACUGAUCGAAGACGCCCCAGGAAACAACUUUCAGGUGAUGAUGGGUGGCGGAGCGCAACACUUGGGCUUACCAAUAGAACCGAUAGACAACGAUACGUGCGUCAGGGGGGACGGGACAAACUUGGCGGAAGUAUGGGCGAGAAAUAAUCCCGAGGGAAAGGUAGUAACUAACGCGGAUCAACUUUUCUCUAUCGAUAUCGCCAACACGUCCAAACUGCUCGGAGUUUUCGCCGCUAGUCAUCUUCCUUAUCACGCUCUCAAGACGGAUCGAACACCCAGUUUAGCCAACAUGACCACGCAAGCGAUUCGAUUGCUUCGAAAGAAUAACAACGGCUUCUUCUUAAUGGUAGAGAGUGGGAAAAUCGACAUAGCCCACCAUCAUAAUUAUGCAAAGUUAGCGUUGCGAGAAUUGUCCGAGCUGGAAGACGCGAUAUUGGCUGCUCUGCAACAAGUCAAGCUUGAAGAAACCCUGAUGAUCGUAACUGCUGAUCACUCGCAUUCGUUCACCAUGAAUGGUUAUCCGGGCAGAGGGAACGAUAUUCUUGGUUUCGCCAACAAUCCAACCGUGCCAAACGACGCAGAGUUCUACGAAACGCUUAGUUACGCCAACGGGCCAGGUUUCCUCCACCACAGGCGAAACGACAGUAACAACGUGAACGAAACGUGGAAUCCCGUCGACCAAGACCAGACCCGCGGUCAACCGUUCUACACCCAUAUGGCUGGCAUGUACUUGAAAGACGAAACACACGGAGGCGAAGACGUCGGUGUCUAUGCGAUAGGUCCGUACUCCCAUUUGAUUCGUGGUACAUUUGAACAAAAUUACAUCGCUCACGUAGUAGCGUAUGCGGCCUGCUUCAAAGACUGGCCUUCUCACUGCGACAACGUUCACAAUCGCUACUUCUACGAGCUGACCAACUCCGUCGAUCGAUCAACCGCUUCUACUCCAUCCGCUCUUCUCCUCUCCCUUUUCACGCUUGUGCUUCUUUUGACUCUCCUACAGAACAAUUAAUCCUCUUCUCCCUUCAUUUCCAAAACGGUACAAAAACCAGAAACGGUGUACAGUAUGGUACAGUAUGGUACAGUGUGAUAAUGUCA